Molecule: messenger RNA, 3144 nt
Organism: Hypoxylon trugodes
Lineage: Eukaryota; Fungi; Ascomycota; Sordariomycetes; Xylariales; Hypoxylaceae
Product: P-loop containing nucleoside triphosphate hydrolase protein
Exons: 5
Coding region: 557-2935 (792 amino acids)
Biological process (GO): cellular response to heat
Cellular component (GO): cytoplasm
Molecular function (GO): ATP binding; ATP hydrolysis activity
Source: RefSeq, a predicted model, not a curated record
CAAUAACCGUCUGCGGUUGAGGCCUAAAGCCUCAAAAAUUUUAGGCAACUCCAUGAAAUGGUAUUGAAUGCCUUGAAUUGUCAUAACACGUGUUGCGGUUGAACCCAUAUUGGACCCUCAUUUACUCCAAAUCCUAAUGUCUUCCUGUCAGGCUUGAGCAUACAGCAGCAAAUACGAGUAUGACAAUGUCUCAGGUGGACGUGAUGUGGACAUCACGUAAGGUGCAAUCUAGAUUAUUGUAUUCUCUUCGAUGUGAAUUUGCCGUGAGGCUACAGCUAUUUGGGCGGCAAAGGGGACAAGUAGGUACAUACCAUAGCCAUUUGUUAAUUCACCAAAAGGGUCUGGCACAACACGGAUAAAUUUCUAGAUAUGUUAAGGCGAUUACUUGCCGUUGUUGGGAAGAACAAACCGAUAACUUAAGCCUUGAAACCAAUAUUGGACCCCAAGCACCCAAGAUCUGAUAUAUAUCCCGUAGGCCCGCUUAGGCUCUGUUUCUGGCACACUUAACUUGAUCUACUCCCACCAACCCACGAAGAGUUAAACCAGCUUGUCCGAGAUGGCUAAGAAGAAGAAGAGUAAAGGAGCGCGUCCACCACCACCCCAAGGAAUCCAGACUCCUAAUACCAGACCUCCCCAAAUUACACCACCUCGAGAAGCCUCACCACCCCAUUCUAUUUCACAACCCACACAGAUUAAACCUCAACAAGCCACACCUCCCCGAAAUAUCACACCUCCUCGGGAGCCUACACCACCUCGAGACCCUACACCCCCGAGAGCGCCGUCGCCACCAAGAGUAGCCACACCUCCCAGAGAGGCUACGCCGGCCCCUUCUACUGUACCGGAGCUCUAUCACGCGACAGAAGAACCCCUUCCUCCUUCUCCCGAACCGAGAGAAUAUUCGCAGACCGAAGAUAAUUAUGCCAAUUACAGAACCGCAGAAGAAGUCCCCGAAGACUGGCAUAAUGGCUUCGAUGACAAAGAAAGUCAAGUCGCUCUUAUCGAUUCGAGCCUUACGCGCUUUUCUUUCGAAGACAGUGACCACGUCACCUCCGAGGUACCAGCUGCUGAUUUCAAAGCCGGCUCGACGCAUUCCGCUGAUGAGGGCUAUGAGCAUGUCAGUUCCGAGCCGCAACAAUUUACUGAAGAUCAACCCCAGCCUACUACUGAAGACCAAACCUUAGUCGAAGAGCAGGCUCCUAUCGAAGAAGAUCCAACCCAGGAGUUGCCCGCAGAGGAACUACUCCUAGAGGAACCAUUUAAGGAACAGGUCUUUGACUUCCAACAAUACGACCAACUACCUCGCAUCUCCCCUCCUAAUAAACACCUAAGGCCUCAUAACGUAUUCAAGUUCGACCUUGAAGCACUUGUUGGGGCUAUCCAGAAUGGCUACUCGGCGGCGGAGUUACGCGACUAUCUAAGCUAUUACCAGAAGGUCGACGAUGCACUCCUUAAGGAGAACCUCAAUGCAGAAGUUAGCGGGUUCCCAGCCAUAUUCUUCAUCGCCGAGACCAACGAUGCAGAGCUUCUCCGGCUUUGGAUCAAAUACGGCGGUGAUCCGAACGCGACUCACGGACCUUUCGAUUUCCCCCUAUUGGCCUUCGCGAUCUUGCGCGGCUCUCGAUCACGUCUAGAAGCGACCAAGGUUACCGAGACAUUGCUGAGGCUAGGCGCAUCGGCACCUCUAUCCAUCCCCGUAGUAUACUACCUCCCGUACAACCGCGACCUUUCGGAGUUUGGUCCUAGAGAGGAAGAUAUACCCGAGAUUGCGGAGGGCCAGAAACUUUGGUGCACUCCAGAGAUACGGUCGAAGUUGGUUACUGCGCUGAGCCUAACGCAACGAUACCGACUCUGGCAAGCGACAUUCCUAGAGCCAGCUUCAGGUCGUCAACGAACCUUGGCUUUGCGAAAGGACGCCGAAGAAGUUCUCGGACUCCAACAAACCAUCAUCGGGCAGCGACUAGCAGCAUGGUCCCUAACGAAGAGUUUCCUUGUACACCUCGCUAUGCCGAGCAAGAAGCCUCUGGUGCUCAUUUUCGCAGGACCCAAAGGACACGGUGAGCGCCAACUCGCGAAGCGACUAUCGAAUCUUCUAUCCUUGGAGCUUCAAUAUGUCGACUACGCUCAGUUGGAGAGUGAUGACGAGCUUUUUGGUCCCAAGUCGCCGGCCGAAGGUUACGAGUUUGGUUCACCUUUGAACAACUUCCUCGCCGAAAAGACGGGACAGCGAAGCAUUGUGUACAUUGAUGGGUUCGAUAAGACGUCCGAGGAAGUUCACAAGACACUCUUGAUUCCGUUCGACCGAGGCGAGUACAUUGACCGACGAAACGGCGAGAAAAUCGAUUGCUCCCAGACCAUCUGGAUUCUGGUAACGAGCAAAUUCGACGACAUCAUCGACGAAAACGACAACCUACUCCGCGACUUCGACCAACGAUCGCAGCACGAUGUAGUCAGGCGACAGCUAAGCCGCAGCCUUCGAGGGGAAUACAUAGCUAGCUUCGGGGCACCGCUAGCGAGUCGGAUCACCGAAACGAUUCCGUUCCUAACAUUUAGCGAGAACGAGCGUGCGAUAAUUGCCGAUAGGUGCAUCAUGGAACUCGAAACCGUAAUUGCGGCGCCAGCUGUGAUUUCGGAGAACCCCGAUGAGGACAAACCGGUCGGCAACGUGCAACUCCAGAUCGUGAACAACGCCAGCGUCUGCUCUAUUAUUGCGAAUGAAUACUACCUACCUGAGCUCGGAGCAGACAGCAUCGCUCGUGGUGUUGACGCGGCUAUUGCCAACCCGGUAGUAGGCCAGUACUUAGAGGGAGACGAUUUCGGCGAGGACCAAGCCGAGACCAGGUUUACAGUCGGAACGAAUGAGGAGAAUGAAGUGGAAGUAUUACCCGUGCCUACUAACACGGAUUACCCUAACGACCUAGGGUCUAGGUAUUAUUAAUAAUUGGCCUUCAUACGUAAAAUGGUGUCUGGUAUCGUUGGUACUAUGAUGUAUUGUUGAUGGUUGUUUUAUUAGAGAUGGAAUUGGGAGGGGAAAGUUAUGGGGGAUUUAGGUGGCUGUCAUUCACUAAAAAAUUAAUUUCUUUUGUCUGUAACCCAACUGUAUAUAGGUAUUGGUAUUAAUACCGAGGAAUUUCAGGAUCGCGAUUA